Messenger RNA from Talaromyces amestolkiae, 1482 nucleotides. RefSeq lists its product as uncharacterized. Gene Ontology annotation, molecular function: protein binding. The transcript has 3 exons. The coding region runs from base 1 to 1482 and encodes 493 amino acids. NCBI's taxonomy places the organism in Eukaryota, Fungi, Ascomycota, Eurotiomycetes, Eurotiales, Trichocomaceae. The record is from RefSeq and is a predicted model, not a curated record.
AUGUCUAAACGCACAGCAGAUCUCGAGGAAGAUCAAUCCUCCGCUCUAAAAGCUGGACAGCGACCUCUGUCAGAUGCCCCACCUGACGAAGUCGGAGAGUUCGAAGACGAAUUUGAGGAUGAAUUUGAGAGUGAAGACGAGAUACUAGAGGCGGGAGUGGAUGGUCGACCAGAUGAGGAGAGGGAGGCUGAGGAGAGAGAUGCGAUGGACGUCGAUAAAGAGACUUUUAUACCUGGCAGGACGAAACUAGCACCAGGCGAAACAUUAGCACCGGAUCCUUCGACAUAUGAUAUGCUGCACACCCUCAGUACACCGUGGCCGUGCCUGUCGUUCGAUAUUGUUCGUGAUAAUCUAGGAGAUAACCGAAAGACGUUCCCGGCGACCGUCUAUGCUGUCGCUGGCACCCAAGCCGAAACACCUCGUGCAAAGGAUAAUGAGCUUAUGGUGCUCAAGCUGUCAUCACUCGGUCGUAUGGAACGAGAGAACGAAACCGACUCGGAAAGUGAUUCAGAUUCAGACGAUGAGGGAUCGUCAGAUCCAAUACUUGAGUCUAAGGCGAUACCCCUAGGAUCAACAACAAAUCGAAUUCGAGCACAUCAGACUCCUAAUACUUCGGGUGAUUAUACGAGACCUCCACAGACAAUCACUGCGACAAUGCUGGAAAACUCUCAGGUGGUGAUACAUGAUGUUACGCAGCAUUUGGCAAGCUUCGACGUUCCGGGUACUAUUCUUCCUCCUUCGGCGUCGAAGCCUAUCUCGACUCUGCGCAUGCACAAAUCAGAGGGAUAUGCGUUGGACUGGUCGCCUUUACAACCACUGGGAAAAUUACUUACGGGUGAUAACGAUGGACUUAUCUAUGUCACGACGAGAACGGAAGGAGGCGGGUGGGUUACAGAUUCCAGGCCAUUUCUAGGACACACUUCCUCCGUCGAGGAGUUACAAUGGUCACCCAACGAAAAGAACGUGUUUGCAUCUGCCAGCAGUGACGGUUCGGUGAAGGUUUGGGAUGUGCGAUCAAAGUCUCGCAAGCCAGCUGUAGACGUCAAAAUCUCCAACACGGAUGUCAAUGUCAUGAGCUGGUCAAAUCAGACUUUCCAUUUACUAGCAACGGGUGAUGAUGCCGGUCAAUGGGGCGUCUGGGAUCUUCGACAAUGGAAACCUGGUUCUUCCCAAUCCAGACCAUCGCCAGUUGCUUCGUUCGACUUCCACAGAGAACCGAUCACGAGCAUAGAAUGGCACCCGACUGACGAUAGUGUUGUCGCUGUGGCUUCGGCAGACAGCACACUUACCCUAUGGGACUUGGCUGUCGAGCUCGAUGUCGAGGAGAGUCGCGAUGCCGGAAUGAGCGAUAUUCCACCUCAAUUACUUUUUGUGCACUAUAUGGAUUCUGUCAAGGAGCUGCAUUGGCAAGCCCAGAUGCCUGGAACAGUGAUGGCUACGGGAGCCAGUGGUUUUGGUGUUUUCAAGACCAUCAGCGUUUAG